UGCAUCUGUGUCGUCACUGUAGAAAGCCUGGGAGUGGCAGGGAGGAGGAGUUGAAGUGGAGAGGCAAAAAAGAGGAAGGAAUAGAACAAGAAGGUUGAGGAGCGCCGAACGAAUCAGGGAUUCCCUGAAUAUUUUCAGCUACAAGCAUCCUGCAGCCUACAGCAGCAGCAUGGCCGAGAGUUCUGUGUCUGCAGCAGAGGUGGAGACGUCCUUCCAGAAGUUUGCCAUUCACGGAGACACCAAGGCGACGGGGAAGGAGAUGAAUGGCAAGAACUUUGCAAAGAUCUGCAAGGACUGUAAUAUCAUCGACGGCAAGAACGUCACCACCACAGAUGUUGACAUAGUCUUCAGCAAAGUCAAGUCCAAAUCAGCUCGGGUAAUCACAUUUGAGCAGUUCAACCUGGCCCUGACUGAGCUGGCCCCCAAGCGGUUUAAAGGCAGUAGCAAAGAGGAGGCGCUGCAGCUAAUUUAUGGUCUCAUUGUUGGCAAGGAGCCUGCCAAUGCUGGAAUUACUAGAGCAGCAAAGGUAGCGGCUGUGGACAGAUUGACCGACACGACCAAGUACACAGGAACACACAAGGAGCGAUUUGACGAUUCGGGAAAAGGAAAGGGAAAAGUCGGACGUGAGGACAUCCCAGACACAAGCGGCUACGUCGCAGCUUACAAGGGUAGCGGCACUUAUGAAGAAAAGGUGAAGGAAUCAUAAUCCUGAAGAUUUGACUGUAUAAUAUUCCAUUAACUGAAUGUGGUCUUUAUGUACCGUAUUUUCCAGACUAUAAGUCGCUCUGGACUGGUAUUUAUGAUCAAGCUAUCAUCAGAGUGAGCAUUUUUUUAGGAGUGUCAUAGCACUGCUCAUAACAACAUUAAAUUCACAAUAGAAACAGACAAAGCCAGAGUGAGGGGGCAAUGUUUACACCAUCAAAGAGACAAACGACAGCUACAAAAGCUGAAAUAAGUUACAUUUUAACCACAUAGAUACACUAAAAACUUAUGUUUAAUAAAUGUCAGAAUGUUCUAGUAGAAGACACUUGUCUUCUACAUUCUAAAAGUUGUAUUUUAACACCAAAACUUUUGUUUUUGUCUUCCCAAAUGAAGUAAAAAAGACUGAAAAUCAUGUGUGUAUUUAGUUAAUGGCUGACAACAGCUACAAUCUCGAAGCUAGACAUAAUUAGUGCCCUAAUUAAACAACACUGCUGUCCAAAAUAUGACAUUUCUCAAUCCACACAGGUAUUAUAUGAUUAUAGUUGCACAGUACUUACAGACACUGUCUCAAGGCAGAAGAAGUGUAUUAGAAAUUAUUCUGUAACAAAGUGUUAUCAUUCAAUUUGUGUUUUUUCUUAAAAAAAAAAAAAAAGUGUGACUUACAGUCUGGAAAAUCCGAUUUGAAAAUUAAACAUACAUCUACUCUUAUUGGUCAGCAUAGAAAAUGCACUUAACUGUGCCUUAUUAUACAAAUGUUUAAACACAUGAUGUUCUUACAUUUACUGUGCAUUGCCAUGGAUGAGACGUUAGAAAACACAGGCUCUUUACUGUGGAAAUACACUACGGCCUGAGAUGAUAAGCAUUGCCUCAGUGUUGUGUAGGCACUGGAGUCAAAUUACAUACGACAGAGCCUAUUGUUGCUGCAUUGUCACACUUGAGCCAUGCACAGUUGCGCUGCCCCCAUGCAUUGUAGCUACACUGUCUGCAAUAGUAGUAUUAUUUCAUACAUUUAAAAUAGAUGUUGAGCAUGUAAUACUCUGUGACCUCAUAAAUACUCCUUUCUUGACUGUGAAACUAACCAAAUUUGUUAAUGAUGCAAAUGUUGUAACUACAUUUCAAUAAAGUAAUAAUUACUAUCACAUUGUUCAAACUGGCCGUGUUACUGACUUAUUUUAUGUGACAGAAACACAAGAGUAGUGUUUUAAUCUGGAUUUUUAUGCAUGUUUAAAUGUCUAAGGCACUCCAUUAAGAUUAAAAGAAAAUGGCUCAUCAUUUAUC
Molecule: messenger RNA, 1980 nt
Organism: Dunckerocampus dactyliophorus (ringed pipefish)
Lineage: Eukaryota; Metazoa; Chordata; Actinopteri; Syngnathiformes; Syngnathidae
Gene: tppp2
Product: tubulin polymerization-promoting protein family member 2
Exons: 4
Coding region: 170-706 (178 amino acids)
Biological process (GO): microtubule polymerization; microtubule bundle formation; positive regulation of protein polymerization
Cellular component (GO): microtubule
Molecular function (GO): tubulin binding
Source: RefSeq, a predicted model, not a curated record